CUCAUCUGAGAGGGGUUAUAUAUGGUUAUCACGAUUGCAUGAUCGCUACACAUGUUGACUCGUAAUGAUAUUUAUUUUAAUAUUUAAUUAAUAUUUUAUCUGAAAUCGUAGAAGUCCGAGAAGGAAGAGAAAAAUGCUAAGCAUAUUGUGCUGCCGUCUACAAUGCGAAAUAUUACGAAAUAAGAAACUAUGGAUAACAACAAAAAAUACAUAUUCCACCAAUAUUUCAACACGAUUAAGAUUAUCUAACAAAUUCUACGUUGCUGAUCGUAAUCCUGUGUUCCCUCUUCUUUAUGUGCGGUGUUGCAGUGGUAACGUGAUAGAGCGUGCUCAGAAAAAGAAAAAUGUACCGCAAUCUAAAUCUAUCGUGCCACCGGUGAAAUUCACGUCGGUUGUCGCUAGCUUAACUGGAUCAAAACCUGGUCAACAGAAGAGAAAUUGUUUCCAUCCCGGUGUGUCAAGUUUAAGUAGAGAUGCGAUCGAUCUACAAGAUAAACCAGAAAUCACCAGCACAGACAUGCUCAAAGCUAUGCUCAAAUACAUCUGGCCGGAGGAUGAUCCAGAGAUACGAAAGAGAGUUAAGAUAGCGGUGGGUCUACUUGUAGGAGCCAAAGUUUUAAAUGUCAUUGUACCAUUUACUUUUAAGUAUGCAGUGGACUUUUUAAAUACCCACAGCGUAGCAACCACCGGUAGUGCUGUAAUAGGUUUAACAACUGCACCCGCGACAGUCGCAACUGUAGCAACAUCACUGCUGGUAGGAUAUGGAAUAGCGCGAGCUGGAGCAGCGGGCUUCAGUGAACUCAGAAAUGCAGUUUUUGCAAAGGUCGCACAACAUUCCAUUCGUAAAAUAGCGCAAAACGUUUUUCUACAUCUACACAAUCUCGAUAUGGCCUUUCACUUGAGCAGACAGACCGGUGCUCUGUCGAAAACGAUAGAUCGCGGUAGUCGUGGUAUCAAUUUUGUUUUGAACGCCAUGGUAUUUAAUAUUGUACCCACAGUAUUUGAAUUGGCAUUAGUUAGUACAAUUUUGGGAAUAAAAUGCGGGCCGGAAUACUCAGCUGUAGCGCUGAGUUGCGUAGGCAUUUAUACUGCCUUUACUCUGGGCGUUACUCAAUGGCGCACUAAAUACAGAAUUCAUAUGAAUCAAGCAGAAAAUGAAGCAGGCAAUAAAGCGAUUGAUUCACUCAUCAAUUAUGAGACAGUAAAAUAUUUCAACAAUGAAAAGUUUGAAGCGGAACGAUACGACCAAUCUCUGAAGAAAUAUGAAGCAGCAUCCCUCAAGACCAGUACGAGCUUAGCUCUGUUAAAUUUCGGUCAAAAUGCUAUUUUCAGUGGCGCAUUGAGUCUCAUAAUGGUGAUGGCAGCACAAAACAUAAUGAAUGGUACCAUGACUGUUGGAGACCUUGUAAUGGUGAACGCUUUAUUGUUCCAACUUUCGGUCCCGUUAGGGUUUUUAGGUUCAGUUUAUCGCGAAGUUAGACAAGCUUUCAUCGACAUGCAAACCAUGUUUACCUUAAUGACAACAGAUACUGUUAUCAAAUCAAAGGAAAAUGCAAUAAGAUUUUUCGUAACGCCAAAUUCCUCGGAUAUCUUGUUCAAAAAUGUAAAUUUUCAAUAUAUUGAGGGAAAGUCUAUCUUCAAAGACAUAUCAUUCACUAUACCAAGUGGUAAAAAAGUUGCUAUCGUAGGAGGAUCUGGUUGUGGCAAAACGACAAUUGUAAGAUUGCUGUACAGAUUUUUCGAACCACAGAGCGGCAAUAUUUAUAUCAAUGGCCACGAUAUUCGAGAUAUCGAUCUAAAUGAUCUUAGAAAUUGCAUUUCAAUCGUGCCACAAGAUACUGUACUUUUUCACGAAAGUAUAUUUUACAAUCUACAUUAUGGUAAUUUGAGAAAAUCGCACGACGAAGUUUUUGAAGCUGCAAAAAUGGCAAAUCUACAUGACUCUAUAUUAAAGUGGCCAAAAGGAUACGACACGCCCGUGGGAGAACGCGGUUUAAAACUAAGCGGAGGAGAAAAACAAAGGGUUGCCAUCGCCAGAGCGAUCUUGAAGGAUAGCCCCAUUCUUAUUUUUGACGAAGCUACUUCCUCACUGGAUUCUAUUACGGAACAUAACAUACUCGACGCUCUGCGUAAAGCAACGGAGAAACGGACAUCGAUCGUAAUCGCGCAUCGUUUAAUGACGGUUAUGGAUGCCGAUGACAUACUUGUUUUAGAUCAGGGUAAUCUAGUCGAAAGAGGAACACAUAACUCUCUACUGUUAACACCAAAUUCUCUAUAUAGCAAAUUGUGGGAUACUCAACAUUUUGGCACAAAGAAAACUAAUCAAACACAAAAAGAAAGAACCAUGAAUGAAAAAACUAAUUAAAGACACGGUAAUAUAGGUAAAAAUAUAUUUAUAUAAUACCGAAAGUGAAAGUCUUAAUCUUAAUAUGAAUUCAAUGCUUGAAAUGUGUUCCAUGAUUACUGAAACUCAGCAGAUACAAGAAACAAGUUAUUUCAGGUGAUAAUAGACAGUAAUUGCAGUACUGUGUA
This is a messenger RNA of Harpegnathos saltator (Jerdon's jumping ant), 2532 nucleotides long. RefSeq names its product ATP binding cassette subfamily B member 7 (gene ABCB7). Gene Ontology annotation, biological process: transmembrane transport; intracellular iron ion homeostasis. Gene Ontology annotation, cellular component: mitochondrial inner membrane. The transcript is spliced from 11 exons. Gene Ontology annotation, molecular function: ABC-type transporter activity; ATP hydrolysis activity; ATP binding. The record is from RefSeq and is a predicted model, not a curated record. The coding region runs from base 134 to 2365 and encodes 743 amino acids. NCBI's taxonomy places the organism in Eukaryota, Metazoa, Arthropoda, Insecta, Hymenoptera, Formicidae.